Anguilla rostrata (American eel) is the source of this 2470-nucleotide messenger RNA. RefSeq names its product NACHT, LRR and PYD domains-containing protein 12-like. The record is from RefSeq and is a predicted model, not a curated record. The transcript is spliced from 4 exons. Lineage: Eukaryota; Metazoa; Chordata; Actinopteri; Anguilliformes; Anguillidae. Gene Ontology annotation, biological process: intracellular signal transduction. Gene Ontology annotation, molecular function: protein binding. The annotation marks the transcript as partial.
ACUGAACAGCUGUGACCUCCCAGAGAAGUCCUGUAAUAUCGUGGCCUCAGCUCUCCAGUCAUCAAACUCACCCCUGAGAGAUCUGGACCUCAGCUACAAUGACCUGGGAGAUUCAGGAGUGGAGCUGCUCUGUGCUGGACUGAGGAGUCCAAACUGUAAACUACAGAGACUGAGACUGAACAGCUGUGACCUCACACAGAAGUCCUGUAAUAUUGUGGCCUCAGCUCUCCAGUCAUCAAACUCACCCCUGAGAGAUCUGGACCUCAGCUACAAUAACCUGGGAGAUUCAGGAGUGAAGCUGCUCUGUGCUGGAUUGAGGAGUCAAAACUGUAAACUACAGAGACUGGGACUGAACAGCUGUGACCUCACACAGAAGUCCUGUAAUAUUGUGGCCUCAGCUCUCCAGUCAUCAAACUCACCCCUGAGAGAUCUGGGCCUCAGCUACAAUAACCUGGGGGAUUCAGGAGUGAAGCUGCUCUGUGCUGGAUUGAGGAGUCCAAACUGUAAACUGCAGAGACUGGGGACUCGAACACAGAGGCUUAGGAGAAAAGCAACCGGUUUAUUGAGAGGUAUCCAAACUGAGCAGGGCAAUUCAAAACCGGAACUGGACUGGGAAAGGCUGGAACCGGACUGGACAAGACUGGAGCCGGAGCAGGAGCAGGAGCAGGUCCGAGCAGGAGCUGGAGCUGGAUUCAGCAGGUACAGGAGCAGGACCGAGCAGAACUGCGGCUGGAGCAGAUCUGAGGAGGAACAGGGGUAGGACCGAGCAGGGCUGGAGCUGGAGCAGAUCUGAGCAGGAACAGGAGCAGGGCCGAGCAGGACUGCGGCUGGAGCAGAUCUGAGCAGGCACAGGAGCAGAUCAGGACUGGACAGGGCUGGACUGGGAGGCCGGCGAAGGGCAGGCUGGACACGGCUGACAGGGAACGGGAAAUGCAGACAAGACGGGGACGAACAAAAUAGAGACCAGACAAACACGAAAACAGGAAAAACACAGACUGGGGAACCCGAACGCAAAGUGGCAAGUAAAAGUGGAUAAGAGCUAGGAAAAAACCGGGGAACAAGACUAAAGAGAAUUUGCGAUCUUUUACGCAAGCCGACGAGAAGUUGCAAGGAACAGAGGCAACGAUCUGGCAGAGAGUGGUAGGCGAGCCGAGAAUAAAUACUGGUGAGCGUGACGGGAAAGCGUGCAGAAUGCAAGGGAAACAGGUGGGUAAAAUUAGGUAUUCAGGGAUCGUUGAAACAGAGACCCACCUCCGCUGUGGAGGCGAGCAAAGAUGGUAAAAAUAGGGACAAGAUACACAAGGCAAAACAGAAAACAUGAGAAAUGGCAGGGACGUUACAAGAUCAAUGAUUAGUUUAAAAGAAAGUUUUGCGCCUCACCAGUUUAAGAAAGAUGGAUAAAGGAGGAAGAAAGUGAGGACAAGAGGAGGAUGACCGAUUAUUUUUGUGGGUAAAAAAAAUUCUUAGCAUUAAUGACACUCAAUAAACUUGAAAUAUAUUAUGCAAAAGCUUGCAUCAAUAGUAUACAUUCUUUUCAAAACAUUGUUUUCCUUAAUUACAAAUAUGCACACAAUACAUUAAAGAUACAACUGUUUUGAGCUGAGACAUUCAUUGUACCUUUUUUCACCCACCUCCCACCGGAUCUCAGGGUCCAUCCACCUCCCAAAUCCCAAUUUCACCCCUGGUUACGACAGUAACCUAAAGUUCUCUUUCAUCAUGUUGUGUUUGAGAUCCACCAACAGGGAGAUAUGGACAACUCCCAGAUUUCCCUAUGCUCACAGCUGUGGCUCGAUUGCUUGAGCCUGACACGCACUUCCUGUUUGUGGUAGAGAGAGAGAGUAAGAAGUCUUGUGGAGUUUGGAAAAGUUAGUUACAGGAUUGUAUUGUGCUUUUAAAUGUGUAUUUGCUAUUUCAUUUAAGUUUUUAAAACCCAUAUUAAAAGUAAAGUAAGAUUGUUUUGCUCAGUAGGUGAAAAUCUUUGUUGCCGUCAGGGGACAGGGGGGGAAUUUUCCACUUUUUUCCUCCCUAGCCGGUUAGCUAAUUCGGCCACCUUCUUGCUGACAGGAGGUUUUUGGUUGUUCGCUUUCCCAGGAGCAAAACAUAUCUGUUGUUAGAUAGUUUGCCUUUAUUAUGUGCUAAUGUUAGCAGUAGUUUAAUAUGAUCUCAUAAAAAACACGUUUUCAACAUACAAAAAUGCCAAGUUACUCACACAUACAAGACCAGUCCAGGCCUGCCAUUAAAAGUAUCGAUAUCAAAAUGACACCAAGUUACGGUACUACAAACAAUAUAGGCCAUCUUGCUUCACCGAAAUUAAAUAAGAUGUAUUCCAAAGCAAUGCUACCCAACAUUUCCUCAAUUCUUUCAAGUCACUUGGCCUCCAGCUCCAGUGAUAAAUCCCAAGGGGAAAUGAGCUUUUUAGCAACAGGCAGAGAACCGUGAGGCCCCUUCAUGAACAUGUGAAUGAGGGGAU